AUGCUCGAUAGUAUGAAGGUCAUCCUCAAGAUUAGUAGCUCAACACUCGAUUCAGACGAUUCAGACGAUUCAGACGAUGUCUUGGAGUACUAUGGCAGAUGGGGUCGCACCGAACUACUCGAUGCACUAUCCAAGUAUUUCAAUUAUCGUCUCUACUCUCGUCUACCACUGGCCGUGCGACAGGCUGCCGUCAAUGGACAUGGUCACUUUCUCAAGCACGUGCACUCACACGAGAUGGUGUCCUCGGCCAACAACAGAUCAUUCUUUUUUGGACACAACCUACUUGGUGAUGCAUUGGCCAAUGGACAUACACAUCUCAUAUCGCUCAUACUUGAUGAGCUCACCCAGAUCACAGUCCAGACGAUACCCAGGUGGAUGGCCGAGUUGCAUGGGAUUGGCCCACAUCCACAGAUGACCAAUAGGAAAGUGGACUUGGACUUGGAAUUGGAGCGUCAAUGGCUCAGGACCAUGCUCAUCAGAGCAAUCUCAAGCGAUGAUCUGGUCACUGCCGGCACCGUCCUUGCUCAUUGCAAAGGGUUGACGUUUGACAACGAUCACACAAUACCUUGGACACGCAUGUCUCUGUCGAUGGCAACACUCAUCUCUGGUCAGAAAAAUAAGCCAUUACAACUGGACGGUAAUAGCCUAUAUCACAUGGUCAAGGCCGUUGGUGAUAAUAGCUGCCCUUUGACUGUGGACGUGGCAUGUAAUCUUAUCAAAAGCUUGAAGCCCUUCAAAAGGGCCGCAACUAUUUCUGAUCUCGAAUCAAAGGACAAUCCACUGGUUGAGGCAGCUGGAUUCUCUCUCCCACUCAUGGAUUUAAUCAACAACACAUUCAAGUAUCAGUACUUCACUGGGUGUCUGGUCAACGCGCUCCAGCAUGACUGUCUUGAGACAAUCAAUUAUACUCGCAGAUUUGUCAACAGUUCAUCAUCCCAGUAUUAUCUCGAGGUCGUGGAAUGCUUUGCCAAGAGCUCGCUCGAGUCGAUCAAACUAGUGUGUGGCAUCGAGAUAAAGAAUGUGGAACCUCUAUGUAUUGCAGCAGUUAGGAACACACAGCAGGUGUUUGAUUAUAUGUACAAGAAGUACUCUUCGCAAUUGAGCACCGAUUCAAUACAGAGUAUCAUUGAUGCGGCUUGCCAACAUGACAAACUGUACAUCCUCAAGAAAUUGUGUACAAAGCACAAGAUGAUGCCUAGCCUCCAUGUACUUCAGACAUUGGAACCCACAGCCCUUCAAUCAAUCAAGUACAUCAUAACACACUUGAUCCCAUCAUCCUCACACCGUCAAAGAUUGAUCAAUGAGAUAUACUCAACAGCAUACCGAUAUGGUCGCACUGGGGUCAUGAUGAUGUGUAUCAAUCUUACCAAGACAUGUCCAAGUCCUCUUCCAGCAUUGGUGUCAUCACACACUCAAUCACCAGCAGCAGCGGUUCCAAGCACUAGCCAAACAAUGGACGUUGCGUUCCAUCUUGUAUUCAGAAACAGGUUGUUGGCCAACAAGGUCUUUCACGAUGUAGGUGACAUACUCAAGCGUUUGAAUGUUGGAGGUGGCAUGGUGAUCAAGGGUGGACAGUUGUUGUCCAACGGAUCACUUGUCGAGUACAUUCGAUUUGGAGCAACCGAGUGGUCCAUCAAAGGUUACUCUGAGGUCACAACUGGCAACCUUCCAACACCCUUUAACAACAAACUAAUCAAUAUGGCAAUCAGCAAGUGUGACACUCGUGCACUUGAGUACCUGAUCAAGAACAACAAUAUGAUGUUGAGCAACAAUCACACUGAUUUGGAGCACAUGAUACGAUCAUUGUCUUCCUGCCAAUCACCAGUCUGGGAGCAGAUGUUGGAUCAGUACAUCAACUUGUCGUACGAUCAAUGUCUGACCAUCAAUGGCAAUCUACUACAUCUGAUACAGCACCCAUCAUUCUUGCGCAAGUUGUUCACACGCAAUAUAAUCAUUAGGUCCCCGAGCUUAAAUGACUUUCAAUCGGUUGCGGGUCAGUGGCUCGCUAGCAAUCCAUUCAUUCUUGAUAUCAUUAAGAUGCUACACACAUGCCACCAGAGCGACCCUAUCCUCACAUACAUGCACUGGGACACCAUAAUGCGACAAGCCAUCACUGUCAACCAGCUCCAGGUUGUUCAAUACCUUGCUAGUAACGUCGAAUACAUCAUAGAUGAGCUGGCAAUAGAAAUGGACUUUGAGGCAGAGGCAUUGGAUUCAACAAAGGGUGAAUAUCUCUCGCUCUGUGGCGCAGCUGGCCAUGAGGACAUGGUUGAUUUGGUAUUCUCAAUCAUACCUCCAUUCAGUGUUUCAGAUAACUUUAUAUCAAUUAUCUAUGGGACUGAGGCCAUAAGAGGUAAUCUCAAGUUGGACGACGUUCUAGCUGCAGGACAUUUGGAUGUGGCGACUUUCAUGUUGGACACACAUCCUCGAUCUUCUCCUUACUACAACGAGAUCGUUGUUACAGAUAUCCAUCAGAGCAUCAUUUCAAUUGGAUUGAUCGAGCGGUUGCUCUCUUGCGAGGACAUUACUUGUUCAUUCAAUAGAGUAAUGGCCAGAGCAAUCUUGGCAAAUCACUGGUGGAGAGUGGAUCCCGAGGUUGGCAAGUUGAUCGCUCAGUACAUGCACACCAACUCUUUGGAUAUUGACAUUGAUGAUGUUUGUUGCAUUCUCCUUGCCAUUGGACUGCCUCAAAGCAAGGUGACUUUUGCCAUGUUUGAAGACUUUGUGAACAUGUUAGUGGACGAUGAUAGCUUACAGGAGGACCGAGAAAUCAUUGGUGCUACACUCAUGAAGGUGGCUGCAGGCAAAUCGAUGGAAGCAGUCAGGUGGUCAAUUAGAGUGGCAUCCAAGCGUGGAGACGUACAGUCGACAAAGUUCCUAGUUAAAAAGACUUUGUAUCGUUUUGACUCGUCGUACCGCAUGCGAUGGAAAGGACCAAUUAUGAAUGUGGAGGUACUUGACUAUCUUUGCGACCGUGGAUAUAUUGGCACCUUUGAACACGAUGGCCAAUAUCUAAUGGAGUUGAUGGAGGUGGCCUGCUCAAAAGGACAUGUUGAGACGAUGCGAUUCCUACAAACGAUGAUCAAUGACGAUGAACAGGGAUGGAUCUGGCAUUCUCAAAAGCAAUUGGUUCCAUCUUUGGACAGUAUUGACCAGGCAGUCUUGAACAACCAUUAUAAUGUUCUUCAUUAUCUCUUUGGCGACCCUCAGUCAUUGCUCAGGACACAUAUGGACCCAUCACAUCUUGUUCGUAUACUCAAACAACUCAGACUAAAGGCAUGGUACAAUGGAUGCAACCAUCAUAUUAUUAAGUUGUGUGACAAUGUAAUAAAGCAGUACUGA
This is a messenger RNA of Acytostelium subglobosum LB1, 3342 nucleotides long. RefSeq lists its product as hypothetical. The record is from RefSeq and is a predicted model, not a curated record. The transcript has 4 exons. Bases 1 to 3342 code for a protein of 1113 amino acids. Lineage: Eukaryota; Evosea; Eumycetozoa; Acytosteliales; Acytosteliaceae.